AUGGUUGUGAGGGUUAAUCCAAAAAGCCAGAUUGUGAGUAGUUAUGAUAUAUUUCUCAAGGCUUUGAAGACAGAAUCUGUAUUUGAUGACAAAAAUGACUUUUUGGAUGUUGUAUAUUGGUUCCGGCAAGUUUUCGCUGUAAUAGUAGGUGUUCUUUGGGGCUUAGCUCCAUUUACCGGUUUUUUGGCGAUUCUUAUGUUCUUUGUAACCAAUGUUUGUUUUGUUUAUGCCUAUGCUGCUGUUUACCAACGUGUUGAUGAGGACGAAUAUGGUGGAUAUGGUGAGAUUGUAAAGGAAGGAUUAAUGACAGCUUUCGCAUCCUUCAUGGUAUCCUGGAUACUUACUUAUGAUUGUGUUCAUGGAGUUAGCAAUACAACUUGGUAA
Trichobilharzia regenti is the source of this 384-nucleotide messenger RNA. The record is from the annotation of a GenBank genome assembly. Lineage: Eukaryota; Metazoa; Platyhelminthes; Trematoda; Strigeidida; Schistosomatidae.